Messenger RNA from Lindgomyces ingoldianus, 1399 nucleotides. RefSeq names its product vitamin B6 biosynthesis protein. The transcript has 3 exons. Gene Ontology annotation, biological process: pyridoxal 5'-phosphate biosynthetic process; pyridoxine biosynthetic process; amino acid metabolic process. Gene Ontology annotation, molecular function: amine-lyase activity. Lineage: Eukaryota; Fungi; Ascomycota; Dothideomycetes; Pleosporales; Lindgomycetaceae. Bases 233 to 1156 code for a protein of 307 amino acids. The record is from RefSeq and is a predicted model, not a curated record.
GAAAAAUUAUUGCAAUGGCGCCCUACACGCUCAGGUUGGACGCUCCAUUUCUGAUCUGAUCUGAGUCACGCUCUUGGGUUAUAAUUUUUACCUCACUCUCUUCUCCCCGUGGUGCAUAAUCUUCUCCUUCACUCUCUCGACUUCCUUUGAACCCACCUUCACUUUCUCUUUGUCUGUCCACCACAACUUAGGAGCGGUAGUUGAGAAAAAGGCCUGGAAACGCUAUUCUACAAUGGCUACUGAACUCCCCACCACCAAUGGCACCGGCGCACAGGAUGGCGAGACGAACUUUGCGGUCAAGGCCGGAUUGGCAAGGAUGUUAAAGGGAGGGGUCAUUAUGGAUGUUGUGAAUGCCGAGCAGGCACGUAUAGCAGAAGAAGCCGGCGCUUCUGCCGUCAUGGCACUCGAGCGCGUACCUGCGGACAUUCGCGCCCAGGGCGGCGUAGCACGCAUGAGCGAUCCCAAAAUGAUAAAGGAGAUCAUGGAGUCGGUCACCAUUCCCGUCAUGGCGAAGGCGAGAAUUGGCCACUUUGUCGAGUGCCAGAUCCUCGAAGCCCUCGGCGUAGACUAUAUCGACGAAUCCGAAGUCCUCACCCCCGCCGACGCUAUCCACCACGUCUCCAAACACUCGUUCCGCGCACCCUUCGUCUGUGGUUGUCGCAAUCUUGGCGAAGCCCUACGCCGCAUCUCCGAAGGCGCAGCUAUGAUCAGAACUAAAGGUGAAGCUGGAACCGGCGACGUCAUCGAAGCCGUCCGCCACAUGCGCACCGUCAACGCUGAAAUCUCUCGUGCAAAAGGCAUGUCUGAGGAAGAACUGCGCGUCUAUGCCAAGGAAAUCGGGGCCCCGUAUGACUUGCUCAAGGAAACCGCAAAGUUGGGGAGACUGCCCGUGGUUAAUUUCGCCGCCGGGGGUGUUGCUACGCCCGCUGAUGCGGCGUUGAUGAUGCAGUUGGGUUGUGAUGGCGUGUUUGUUGGCUCAGGCAUUUUCAAGUCCGGUGAUGCGGCGAAGAGGGCGAAAGCCAUUGUGCAGGCGGUUACACACUAUAAGGACCCAAAGGUGUUAAUGGAGGUUAGUAUGGAUUUGGGCGAGGCUAUGGUUGGCAUUAAUACAAGCAGUAUGCAGGAAGGGGAGCGGCUUGCUAAGAGGGGGUGGUAAGACAGAGCUAAACCGAGGUAAGAGCCCUCGGUGUGGAAGUGUGCAUAAUUGUUUAUACGGUUCUGGCGUUUCGGGGUGGAAAUCUGUACAAGCGAUGAUGGGCGGUCCAGCUUGAGAUUGGAUGGAACGCAACGGGGUCUCAACACCUCGUUUCUCCUGCAAAAUCUAGCAUAUGAGUACAUUCAAGAAGACUUCAUGGAAAUGCAAAAUAGAAUAUAGCGCUCUAAUCUAAGCUACUCUCCU